UAUUUUUUUACAAACCAGUGCAUGGAUUACCAGAGAUGGUACUUGAAUGUUUUAUCAAAUGGUGUUUCUUUAAUUUUGCAGAAGCCAAAUUUCUAUUGGACACCGGGCGAGCGAGGCUUCGUGGAGUCGGCCUUUUUCUACGGCUACAUGAUAACUCAAAUCCCUGGGGGAGCCAUUGCUACAAUUUUCCCGGCCAACCGCCUCUUUGGCAUUGCGGUAGGUGGAAGCGCGCUAUGCAAUCUCAUUGUGCCGAUAGCCUGUCGCGGAUCCUAUGGUGUCGUUGCUUUUAUUCGUGUCCUUCAAGGGCUUGUUGAAGGCGUCUCGUACCCCGCGUGCCAUGGCAUCUGGCGCUACUGGGCCCCGCCCAUAGAGCGCUCCCGACUGGCCACCAUCGCCUUCUGUGGAUCCUAUGCCGGUGCCGUGAUGGGUCUUUUUAUGUCUGGCAUUCUCGCACAAUACAUGGGCUGGCAGUCUCCCUUCUACCUUUACGCUAUUCUGGGAUUGAUGUGGUUUGGAAUGUUCUGGAAGACCACCUACGAGAAGCCGUCCACGCAUCCAAAAAUCUCGGCAGAGGAGCGCGAUUACAUUGAGGAAUCCAUUGGCGAGGUCGACCUUCCACCAAGCCUGAAAACCAUUCCGUGGAAGUCGAUCUUUACUUCUAUGCCGGUGUACGCCAUAAUUGUUGCCAACAUUGCUCGAAGCUGGUCCUUCUUCCUACUCAUCAUGAAAUGCCCAAAGUAUUUAAAACAAGUAUUCGAAUGCACCACUGCCGAAUCAGGUGUCCUCUCUUCCGUUCCACAUUUGAUCAUGGCCAUCAUUGUCCCCAUCAGCGGUCAACUGGCGGACAGACUCCGAAAACGGACGCUCACUACGACGGCCGUUCGAAAGAUCUUCAACUGCGGUGGGUUUGGAAUGGAGGCCUUUUUCUUGCUGAUCGUGGCAUUUGCAAAUUCGUACACCACAGCAAUGGUCUCCCUCAUCUUGGCUGUCUCCUUCAGCGGAUUUGCCAUUUCAGGAUACAACGUGAAUCACCUCGACAUUGCGCCGAGGUAUGCAAGUAUUCUAAUGGGCCUUUCCAACGGCAUUGGUACCAUCUCCGGCAUUAUUUGUCCCGUAAUUGUGGAGUAUAUAACCACUCAAGGAUGGAUGUGGGUCUUCAUCAUGGCCAGCUCAAUUCACUUCUUUGGUGUCACCUUCUACGCAAUCUUCGCAUCUGGUGAGAAACAGCACUGGGCAGAAGCUGCAGAAGAUGCACAAAUGAUGGACUGGAGGUCGCCGACUGACGUUCCAGAGAACAUAGUUCGAUCCGGUUACGACUAUGGAACUGAAGAAGGCGGCGACAUAGAGGCAUCCUUACGGCAACCAUUAAAAGAAAAUGCCUCCAGAAACAACGAUGUGCACAAUAGUAACCCAUCAAGGACGUUCAUGACACAGACAUUUAGGGCGAGUAAUCGGUCGGAGGCUGAAGAUGAUGCUUAUCACCAAGCUUACUGA
Hydatigera taeniaeformis is the source of this 1494-nucleotide messenger RNA. NCBI's taxonomy places the organism in Eukaryota, Metazoa, Platyhelminthes, Cestoda, Cyclophyllidea, Taeniidae. The record is from the annotation of a GenBank genome assembly.